Messenger RNA from Ostrinia nubilalis (European corn borer), 1044 nucleotides. RefSeq lists its product as uncharacterized. NCBI's taxonomy places the organism in Eukaryota, Metazoa, Arthropoda, Insecta, Lepidoptera, Crambidae. Gene Ontology annotation, cellular component: cytoplasm. The record is from RefSeq and is a predicted model, not a curated record. Gene Ontology annotation, biological process: protein transport. The coding region runs from base 1 to 1044 and encodes 347 amino acids. The transcript has a single exon.
AUGGGCGUGCACUGCGAAAUAAAUUUAUUCAAACCACAAGAUGGAGCAUUUACACCGGGUUCUACUGUUUCUGGUAUCAUCAGAUAUGCAGUUGACGAAGAAACUGUGUUUAACGAAAUAACAGUAUCACUGAAAGGCGGUGGAUUUUUACUAUUGAAGGAUCUAAGAAAAAAACGCCAAGAAAGUAACGGCACUCACGUUUAUAGAAAUUCAGAGAAAUACGUAAACAUUAAAAAUGUGGUGCAUAAUAACGACAAAUCAGUUCCUGUACCGAUCGGAGCGUACGAGUUUCCAUUCAACAUCACCUUACCCCAAAAUAUACCGCCUUCAUUGAAAUAUUAUACAAGAAAUAUCAGCUACGAUAUAACUUGCAACAUCGAGUACCAUAUUGCAAUAAAAUUCGACAGACCAGGUCUCUUUAAAUUCGCGAAAAGAAUGAAGAAAGAAAUUACUGUCGUCUCUGGCAUCAAGCCCAGGCUGCCUAUGGAACCAACCAUUUAUGGAGAGCAGAAGAAACUUUUCCAAUUGUUCACUAAGAAAUCAAGCAUUGUCAACAUAAAGGCGAACAUACAGAGCUGCGUGUACGCAUCUGGCGGUAACGUGCUGUUGAACUAUGAAGUUUUCAACCAAACCAAUCUAAAUUUGAAAGGAGUCAAAACUAAGUUGGUGCAAACGUAUACUUUUACAACUAGAGGACAUCAGAAGAUCCAAGUGUCUAAUGAAGUUCAUGAUACAGAAUCCAAGACUGGGUCUAUUGCCAGUGGUGCUUCUUCAAACGUUGAUGUGUCUAUCAACAUACCUUUUGAUAUUGGUUCUUUGGAAUACUCCAAUUUGGUGUCGCGAGACUACUUUGUUUAUAUAACUGCUGUGAUCCCAUUUCCCCAUAUAAAUGCUGCUUUGAAAAUUCCGAUUCAAGUAGGAGAUUACAAAGAACCUAAUUUAGAAAACCUUGACGACCCUCCUCCGUCGUACUGGGAAGCAAUGGCUGAUGAUAAGAAACAGGAUAGUGAUGAUGAUGAUGUUUUCUGUGAUGAAAAGUCUUGA